This is a messenger RNA of Mangifera indica (mango), 2012 nucleotides long. RefSeq names its product general transcription and DNA repair factor IIH subunit TFB2. Gene Ontology annotation, biological process: nucleotide-excision repair. NCBI's taxonomy places the organism in Eukaryota, Viridiplantae, Streptophyta, Magnoliopsida, Sapindales, Anacardiaceae. The record is from RefSeq and is a predicted model, not a curated record. Gene Ontology annotation, cellular component: transcription factor TFIIH holo complex; transcription factor TFIIH core complex. Gene Ontology annotation, molecular function: ATPase activator activity; double-stranded DNA binding. The coding region runs from base 211 to 1563 and encodes 450 amino acids. The transcript is spliced from 15 exons.
CUGUCGUUGGGAAACAGUCAUUUGGCCUAAACUCACCUGAAGAUGAAACACUCCAUUCUCUAACACUGAUCAGACUCAUCAAGCUGAGAGCUUUACAUACAAGUACACAAGAAUACCACAAAUUUUAAUUGCUAAUCGAUUUAUACUUAAAUUCCGUCGUUAAUUUAAAUCUUCUGCAAAACCCUAAAGCUCUAUCGAAUUUCUGCAAGAAUGCCGGAAGUGAGGAUUAUAGCUAAAAAUUUUAUGGACAUGGUAGCCUCGUUGACCGCCAGGGACCUCGAUAAGCUCUACAACAAUCCCUUCAUUUGCGAAGCCAUUCUAAGGUCACUGCCCCCUCUCGCGAAGAAGUAUGUGUUAGAGAUGUUGUAUAUGGAUUCUGCGUUACCAGCAAAGUCGGUGGAGGAGUGGGUGCUUUCAGAUGGAUUCACCAAGCACAGAGUUGCCAUUGAUCGGUUGGUUCAGUUGAGAAUAUUUUCAGAGGAAAAGAAAAAGGAAACCAGUUACAAAUUAAAUCCAACUUUCCAGGCCAACCUUCGAAAGCAUUUGAUAUAUGGUGGAGCUUUGCCAAGGGAACCAAUGCCUUCAAAUAUUACUGUGAGGCUUCCAAGCUUGGAGGAACUUGAGGCUUAUGCCGUUGGACAGUGGGAGUGUUUCUUGCUGCAACUUAUUAGUUCCUCACAAGCUGAAAAGACAACAAAUUUCAGCUCUUCCAUGAUGAAGGUUUUUCAGCGAGGACUUUUGACUCAAAGGGAAAAAGAAUCCCCAAGAUUAACGGAGAGUGGCUUUCAAUUUUUGCUGAUGGAUACCAAUGCACAGCUCUGGUACAUUGUCAGAGAAUAUAUCUCUAAUUCUCAGGAACGAGGUGUCAGUCAAGCAGAUUUAAUUUCAUUUCUUCUAGAGCUUAGUUUUCAUGUUGCUGGUGAGGCAUAUAAUAUAAAUACGCUGAGCGAUCUACAGAGGAAUAUGAUCAAGGACUUUGCUGACUUGGGAUUGGUCAAACUUCAACAGGGCAGGAAAGAGAGUUGGUUUAUACCUACCAAAUUAGCUACCAAUCUUUCAGUGAGCUUGACUGAGUCAUCAUCACGGAAAGAGGGUUUUGUUGUUGUGGAAACAAACUUCAGGAUGUAUGCUUACUCAACAUCUAAGUUGCACUGUGAAAUUUUGCGCCUUUUCUCGAGGAUAGAGUAUCAACUUCCAAACCUUAUAGUGGGAGCAAUAACAAAGGAAAGUUUGUAUAAUGCUUUUGAGAAUGGCAUCACGGCAGAGCAAAUAAUUUCUUUUCUUCGGCAGAAUGCACAUUCUCGAGUUGCUGAUAAAGUUCCAUCAGUACCAGAGAAUGUAUCUGAUCAGAUAAGACUGUGGGAAUCAGAUCUGAAUCGGGUAGAGAUGACCCUUGCUUAUUUCUAUGAUGAAUUUCCUUCAAGGGAUGUCUUUGAAGCUGCUUGUGAAUAUGCACGAGAUCAUGGUGGUCUGCUAUGGGAGGAUUCAAAAAGAAUGCGUCUAUCAGUCAAGGCAGAAAUUCACAUGAACAUGCGAGAGUUUCUUCGGGGUCAAAGCAAGUAGACAACAUGUAUUCUUGUCCUAAAAAUGCAGAGCUCAGUGAACAAAAGGAGGUAACUUAAUUCAGGGUUUUUCUUGCCGGCAUGAUCUUUUGUUCAUGGAUUAAAGUCGAGAUGUCAAAGUUAUGCUUUCAGAAUUGCUGAAAAGAAUACAGGAAAAAAGGUCAAUAACGGUGUUUUUUUUUCUUUUCCUGGAAUCAGAGGGGUGGUUGUAAGGGGGUGUAGAAACUUGAUUCAAGUUUCAGAGUGAAAAUAAGAAAAUUUUAAACCGUCCACAGAUAGAAAAAUGUACAAAAAGAUAGAACUGAGGAAGACAACCAUUUUCAGGCACAAAGAAACAUGGAAACUGAUUUUGAAAGCAUUAAUAGCUGAAGUAACUGUUAAAAUUUUGUAACAAAUUCUUUUUCAUUAGCCUAUUUGCUAACAAGUUCUCUAUUAGAAGUUAGAACCUCA